AUGCCUGCGCAUUCCACUCACGGCGUGUUUUCAACGAUUCGGCUGGAGUGUGGAGUUCGAUUCGGCCCAUAUACAGGGAAGAAAGUGUACCUCAGUGAAGUCAAAUCCAAGGACGAUAAUUCCCGAAUGUGGGAGGUGUUCAUCAAUGGGCAGCUCAGUCAUUUCAUCGACGGCCGAGGGGCGUGCGCAAACUGGAUGACGUACGUCAGGUGCGCGCGCACGAGACAGGAACAGAAUCUCGUGGUGACGCAACACGACGGUCAGAUUUUUUACGAAGUGUGUGACGUCAUUGAACCCAGCAAGGAACUUUUGGUGUGGUACGGAACAGACUAUGACCUUUAUCUCGGGAUCCCAACAGGAUUGAAGUUGACCAAUGAAAAAGGCGAUAUGAAACUGAUGCAUCAAGAGAGCAGAAAAGAAAAGUCAAGCGACCAGGGAUAUCAAUGUGACAGAUGUGGAAGAAUGUUUGCUUACAACUACUAUCGUGACAAACACCUUAAGUACACUCGAUGUGUGGACAGUGGCAACCGCAAGUUCCCUUGUGACCUUUGUCCAAGAUCUUUUGAAAAACGUGACCGGCUUCGUAUCCACGUGUUACACGUUCACGAAAAACAUCGACCACACAGUUGCCACGUGUGCCAGAAGACUUUCUCCCAGUCGUCCAGCUUAAACAAGCAUAUGCGGGUUCACAAUGGAGAGAGGCCGUAUAAGUGUGUGUUCUGUGGUAAAUCCUUCACGGCUUCCAGCAUCCUGAGGACUCACAUUCGUCAACAUUCCGGGGAAAAACCAUUCAAGUGUAAAUUUUGUGGCAAAGCGUUUGCUUCGCACGCCGCCCAUGACAGUCACGUGAGGAGAACGCAUGCGCAAUUCGGAAGGGUUCCAGACGUGUUCCAGCUAAAUGACCAAUUUCCACGUAAUAAGGGAGUUGCAGACGUGAUCAGAGAUGAAGAGCAGACAACUAGGCGCAUAUAUCAAGAAAGUAUAACUUCUCCAGGGGAGCUAACCCGGGACUGCAUCUCGCCUGGAAUAUCUGUAGAUUCCAUGGCGAAACAGAAUAAUAGAUCAGAAUCUGGUCAAGCUGAGGAUGACUUUAUAAACGUUGACGAGUGA
Molecule: messenger RNA, 1110 nt
Organism: Liolophura sinensis
Lineage: Eukaryota; Metazoa; Mollusca; Polyplacophora; Chitonida; Chitonidae
Product: PR domain zinc finger protein 14-like
Exons: 7
Coding region: 1-1110 (369 amino acids)
Biological process (GO): regulation of transcription by RNA polymerase II
Cellular component (GO): nucleus
Molecular function (GO): protein binding; RNA polymerase II transcription regulatory region sequence-specific DNA binding
Source: RefSeq, a predicted model, not a curated record